Brassica oleracea var. oleracea is the source of this 2264-nucleotide messenger RNA. RefSeq names its product tubulointerstitial nephritis antigen-like. Gene Ontology annotation, molecular function: cysteine-type endopeptidase activity. The record is from RefSeq and is a predicted model, not a curated record. The coding region runs from base 1248 to 2213 and encodes 321 amino acids. The transcript is spliced from 10 exons. Gene Ontology annotation, cellular component: lysosome. NCBI's taxonomy places the organism in Eukaryota, Viridiplantae, Streptophyta, Magnoliopsida, Brassicales, Brassicaceae.
AUUUUAAGGAAAAUCAUCUCAAAACCUUAAAGCUAUCUCUCACACAAUCACAAAACUCUUAAGUUAUGAAACAACCUUGCAUCUCCUUAUAUAGAGAUUAGAUAUCUCCUAAUCUCUAUGAACUUAACAUAUUUCUAUAUUCUAUAUUUCCUAAUCUUUUCAUGAACCAUAAUUCGGUAGGAUUAGGUGUUUAACUUAUUUCUCAAGUUUCCUUUUUCUUCGAGCUCAAUUUAUUUCAAGCUUAUCCAACAACCAACAACCGUACCUGAAUCUUGGAUCAGUCUUUUUGAUCGUCUGUUCGAUAUCGGAAGGUUUCUUCGAUCCGCCGCCGUGGAUUUGGUACCCAUGAAGAACACAGAGGAGUCGGAGAGUUCCGGCAGCAGAGCCGUCGUGGCUUCUCCGUCCCAGGAAAACCCUAGACACUACCGCAUGAAACUCGACGUCUUAGGCGAAGUUUUGCAGCGACUCCAAGAAUCUAGCUACGAAGAAGCCGCUCUACCUGAUUUCGAGGAUCGGCUUUGGCAGCAUUUCAAUCGUCUUCCUGCUCGAUAUGCUCUCGAUGUUAAUGUUGAGAGGGCAGAAGAUGUUCUCACGCAUCUGAGGUUGCUGAAACUUGCGGAAGAUCCCGCAACUAGACCUGCGUUCGUAAUGUACAGGGUGGUCCUUUCAACUCCAACGUUUGGCUCCUCUCCAAAUUUUGAGCCUAUUACUCCGGGGAGUAAACUUGUUGAUAGUGCUGUUAAUGCAACAUUGGCUACCCGACCGAUGCAUGAGAUUACCUUUUCAACCAUCCAUAAGCCUAAACUCCUUAGUCAGUGAGCUUGGAUUGAACAUUCAAGAGGCUCAUGCUUUCUCCACUGCCGAUGGGUUUUCUUUGAAUGUCUUUGUUGUUGCUGGUUGGUCUCAGGAGGAAACAGAUGGUCUAAAGGAUGCAUUAGGCAAUGAGAUACUGAAGCUUAAGAAGCUGAUUACUAAGACGCAGCAAACGUUCGAUAGGGCUCUCUCUACUCUUCCCGUCACUCAACACGGUAUGAUCUGGGAAUCAUAUCUAGUUUUUGUGAGCCAAGAAGGUGUUCCUGUUGAGACUUCACUGAGUGUGUACCGAAGAUAUGAAGAUUAUAUCAAGCUGCUGUUGAAGUCUGGUCGAGGGCUAGAAGCUGCAGAGAAUCUGAUUGAUGUGUUGAGUCGUGUUGGUGAAGUUGGGAACCGUGGAACAUUUAAUCUGUGUGCUGAGUGAAUGGGCUCAGAUGGAACUGAGGCACAUGAAUUUAAGAUCUGAUACAGCUGGACCUUCCCUUGAAUUCAGACAGAGAGCAACCGACACGGACAUGGAAGAUUCUGUUCCGGUACGUAUCGGUAUGGGAGGCAAAGCAAAAAGUGGACGUAGGAAAAUAAAAUCUGUCUCGAACAAACCUGCCACCAUGAGUACCAAGAAGUAUACGCCUGAUGAUCAGGAAUGGCCGAGUGAUCUCCCUGAGCAUUUUGUUGAUAUUGGUAAAGACUGGAGAAACACACCUUUCAUCAUCCGCCCUGCUGCGUAUCAAGGACUCUUAGAUCUGUGUUGGGCAGUUUGCAUUAAUCGAUCUGUGGAGUCAGCUUUUAAUCUUCUAGAUGAUGGGAGAGAACCCGUGAGGCUUUCUGCACAACACCUGGUUAACGGUGUCCAUAAACACGAGUCUGGGCACAUUACCCAUUUCGAUGGUGUAAGAGACUUCAUGAAGCGGCAUGGGAUGGUCCCUGAGGCAUCUUGCCCAUGGACAGGGAAGGUAGAUAAAGAGCUGGGAUGCACUCACAAACAUGUAGAUGAAGAAUCUGUGUAUAAGGUUAAUGACCUGGUUUGCAUCGAAAACAUUGUUGAAAAAGAUCUCAUCUUGAUUCUCCAGAACCAGCCGAUUCUUGCGGUGAUGCAAUACUGCACUGGACUAGAAGAUCACCGAGAGGGUAUAUACGAUGGCCCUGGACGGAGUACAUCAAACACGAAGUCAGCCAAAAAGAUGCGGAGGUCUAGGCUCCAUGUCGUGGAAGUAUUGGGUUACAAUACCGAUACCGCUGGAGACACAGAAGGCAAGCACUAUUGGCUUGUGCAAAUGGCCUCGGGAACAGAAUGGGGUGUUAAUGGUGUAGGCAAAGUAAUGAGGCAAAUCAGCAGAAAGGAAGACAAGUCCCUAUUCGUUAGUGCCUUGUACCCGAACGUUGGUUUGAGAAAGGCUUGAUCGGUGAGGAUGGAUUGACAAUUUAAAGAUCUCAGAAGAUUUUUCUUUUUU